Messenger RNA from Brenthis ino (lesser marbled fritillary), 2526 nucleotides. Lineage: Eukaryota; Metazoa; Arthropoda; Insecta; Lepidoptera; Nymphalidae. The record is from the annotation of a GenBank genome assembly.
AUGUUAAUAUCAGAUGGUAUUAAUCAUGGGAAAUUACAGUCUAUUAUAGUCGGUGAACUAAAAAAAGCAGGACUGAAACACCGUUUCAAGAAGAUAAUUUUGAAAAAUGUCAAAGACCAUAAAACAGUAUUCGGAGCCCCUUUGAUGAAAGUCCCAUCGUGCAGUGUAAUUUGUUGUGGAAGUACAUUGUGUGUCCCUAACGUUGUUAGUGAAAUGUCUUCAGUGCUAAGAGCGAAUGCUCAUGUUGAAGGUCUGUUUCGUAAAGCUGGGUCUCAAACCCGCCAGAAAGAUAUAAAGCGAUUGCUUGAUGCUGGCGGCUGUGUGUCAGAAGGUCAUCAUCCUAUAGAUGUAGCAAGUGUUUUAAAGCUUUAUCUCAGAUGUUUACCUCAACCAUUGAUCAGUGCUGAAGUACAAGACUUACUACUGCGGUGCAGAGUUACAACGGGAGAUGAUAGUUUGAAGCCUUUAUUGAAUACACUUUUAUUAUUACCAGUAUUACAUGUGCACCUUUUACACUAUAUAAUGGAGUUGCUAAAAUACAUAGCAUCAAGACAUAAAGAAAAUUUAAUGGACUCUUUAAACUUGGCUAUUGUCUUAGCUCCAAGCAUUAUGCCCCUGCCAGCUGCUUCCUCCACACAACGCUUAGAACACCAUGUUGCACUAGUCAAGAUAUUUAUUGAAAAUGCUCAAUACAUAGGACUUUUAACAGAGGAUCUCAUGACAAAACUUGAUGAUGAUUCAGAUGUUGGUCAUUCUAGGCGUAAGAAAAGAAGAAGUGGAUCUCUUAAUAGAAUGCUAAGUGGUUUAAAGAAAAUGGUAUCCGGGAAUGUAACUACACCAGCUCCAGUGAUGAAUAGUAAAACUCCAGUAUUAAGUAAAUCUGCCGCCAAAAGAAAGUUCGACACUUAUGAAGGUCUUUCAAUAAAAACAAAGAAAGAAAUAACAAAAGGUCUACCUCAAAAGGAGCUGUCUUUUACGCCGAUGAAAAUGGGUGUAACAGAAAGGAAAAGACUGAGAUUGAGUUACAUAGACGCAAGAAGCACGCCCAUCAUAAAUAAAGAUUUUAAUUCACACAAAAACUCCGAAACAAGCAUCAGUAGUGAAGACUUGUUAACUUCUACAGAGAAUCUCUUUAGCGCACACGAUACUAUAGAUUUGUCGCCAGACAUGAAAGCAAUAGACAAAGAUUAUGUAAGAAUAUCCAAGCAAGAAUAUGAGGAAAUAAAAAGCAGAGUAUCCGCCAUAGAGAAUAGAUUAUCAAGAGAAUUCACAGAUGUCAUACCAAGAGUUCAGCCUGUACAGCAAGUCCAAAAUGUAUAUGAACAAACAUUAGAAGAAGUAGCUAUGUUAAACUGCCAGAGUUCCGAGCACCUUGCACGUCGAUUAAGCAAAGAACUAAAGAUAAGACCAAAAGAACAAGCAAAAAUCAUACGAUCUCCAAGUGCUAGAAAAAUUGGCUCUAUAAGACGCCGUUCCAAAGAAAAUUUAACAAAAAUAGUUCGGCACAAGUCCUGGAAUGCUUCUUCUCAUUCCCAAGCUGGCCACAAUAUAGACAGAUUUUAUCCUUAUGUCGGCCUCUGUCGUAGAGAACGAACUACUGUCAAAACGGAACAAGUUGCCACGAAAACUCAAAAUUCCACAUCUGAUUGGGAUGGUUCACUGUCAGAGAACUCUAUCAAUGUUUCAGACAGCAGUCAAAAAUAUCAUCAACGAAAAAGGAUAAGUCUCGCUCCAGAUUAUAAUCUGAACAAAACUAUAGGCAAAGUUCAGCCGCGCCGCUCACUCAAUAUCACAAUGAACAACAGUUGGGACGGCACGGAAUCUGAGAACUCAAUGAAUAACACGCUCAAUGUUAAAAGAAAAUCGAGAAAUUCUUCGCAAUUUCAAUGCUAUCAAAAUGUAAAUAGUAAGAAUACGAACCCACCGAGUUCGCAACCGAAAUGGCGGAGUGCCGCUGCUUUCUUUAUGGAUAAAACUGGUGAAGUAGAAAGCAACGGACAAACAGGACGCCCGUCAGUCAACAAGCUGCGGCGACAGAAUGCAGGGGCAGUUCUCGCGAAGGCUAAGCUAUUCGAAUCUAGCUCAGACAAAUCAUCAGAACAAAACGAAAAGGCAGUACAUACAGGUUUUGCAAGGAAACCAAGAGUCAACCAACACCAAAGAAUAGGUCAUCCAAAAACGAGGCUCCAGUCAUACGCAAACGAUGUUGAAACACAAUCAUUUAAAACAAAUAAAAAUGCUAACGAUAUAAGUCCAAACGUCGCAAGGUUCCGAACACCCAUACCUCAUAAAGACGAAAUGCAUUCGCGAUUAAGAAAAUUAACUCCUGUGAAAAAGGUAGUGUCUCCACAACCGAAUGUUUUGUUAAAGACGCCUCAACCGCCGGCCUUGAAAAAGCCUUUAUGUACUCCUCGAAGUUUGAAAACGCCUUCGUCUAUCGCAGAUCAUAGGAAACUGAACACGCCGAUGAAAGCUGUACAUAUUUCACCGAGACGGUCGCCGCGGCAAAAACAACGUUCACAUAAU